Molecule: messenger RNA, 957 nt
Organism: Syzygium oleosum
Lineage: Eukaryota; Viridiplantae; Streptophyta; Magnoliopsida; Myrtales; Myrtaceae
Product: protein SMALL AUXIN UP-REGULATED RNA 51
Exons: 1
Coding region: 271-666 (131 amino acids)
Biological process (GO): response to auxin
Source: RefSeq, a predicted model, not a curated record
UCCUCUCUAGUCUUGAUUAGGGUGUCAAGGGUUGGGUUUGAUUCGGGUUUCCGGGAAAGAGAUGGACGUCAGAUCAUAACCGUCCAUCUCUCUCUCUCUCCCUCACACGUGCCUCUCAUCACUAUAUAUAUAGCCCUCUAGCAAACGACAUGCCACAACAAAUUGCAAAUCGAAACUUACUCACAAGACAACACUCCUCAAAGUUCUCGAUUCCUCUUUCCCUUAUCCCCCAAGAAAAAGAAAAGGAAAAGAGAAAGGAAUUCAUCCCAAAUGGCUAAGCUUAGUAGAGCGAGUGGUAGCAAAAUGAGUGGCAUUGUGAAGCUCAGGAUUGUGGUGGAGAAGCUACAAAAGACCCUAUCACUCAGUAGGAGAUCGCCAUAUCCAUGGUCAUCUUCUUAUCACCAAGAGGAUGACUAUUGCGAAGAUGCGAACGAGUGCGAGAACAAUGGCGAUGUCGUUCCCGACGAUGUGAAGGAAGGUCACUUUGCAGUGGUGGCUUUGGAAGGAGACCAGCCCAAGAGGUUCGUGAUCCCCUUGAGCUACCUAGCGCACCCCACGUUCCUUAGGCUCCUGGAGCAGGCAGCCGAAGAAUAUGGGUUCGACCAUGGCGGUGCACUUGCCAUCCCUUGCGAGCCUGGCGAGCUUGAGAGGAUUUUGGCUAAAUAGAAUCUAGAGAGAGAUGACCCUUUAAGUCUAAUAAUUUAGCGUGGCAAAGAGGAGGAAUCGACUAGGGGAGCGACCUUAGAUGAAUUCAUGUGCGGUAAAAUUGGUCAGCACUAUCGUUAUGUCUCCCUUAGAACUUUUCGUAUCCAAAAGUACGAGAUAAGUUAGGCUUUUUUGCCUAGCCUUCUUAUAGAUUAGUGGUGCCAAGCAAUUUGAUGAUGGCGACUCUUCCCCUAGUCCCCAUGUAUUUACUUGUACUUGAGCUCUUUGGAGGCCAUAUGGUUCAGUUAGUCA